GAUGGAUUACCUAGUCCGCUGAAGCCUCUCAUCCCCGGGCUCUCAGAGUUCUAUUUCUCUCGCCAUCUCACCGGUUUGAUUUUCCCAAGUCAUCACCACUUUUCUUUUCCCCCACCACGAUCUACAAUCCGUGAUCACAAACUACUACAACCCACCGCCGUCAAGAAAACUGCCUAUCGUGAUAUUCAAAAUGGACGAUCUAACCACCUCCCUCGCCCAAAACCUCACCACCUCCCUCUCCCCGGCAGACCUCCAAGCCGCCUUCAGCAACGACAACAACGAUGACAAUGACCUCGGUCGCGCCCCUCCCCGAAUGGGGUUUAACACCGAACCUAAACUCUGCCAGUUUAUCCUCUCACGCAGGAACGUCACUGCUUCCGUCUCGCUCGAGAUUCGACCGUCGGGUUGCUCGACUGGGUCGGGGCUGUUUAUUGCCCGGGGUGAACAGGACGGGAUUGAGGCUGGAAGGGAGAUUUACAGGUCUAAGCCGUUGAUGCUGGCUUUUGAUGGUGCAGGUGGUGAUGGGUGGUGUCAUUUUUGUGGGGGGUAUUUCGAGGGGUAUUUUGGGGGGGAGAAGGGGGGGGUGAGGGUUUGUAGCGGGUGUGGGGUUGGGAGGUUUUGUUCGAAGGAAUGCCAAAAGUUGGCUUGGAAUAGAUUUCACAAGGAGGAGUGCAAGGUUUUGAAGAGCACACCCGGGAUUAAGCCGCAGAGCUUGCUGGCUCAUCGGCUGGUGUGGUUCCAGCAGAAGGGGUAUAUCACUACCGAGCAGGGGGCUGUGAUUCAGGGGUUGGAGGCUCACUUUGAUGAGUACACUAGGGAGGAGGGGGGCAAGACGACCGAGGUGUAUGAUGUUGCGAUGGCGAUUAGGGACGUGACUGGGGAGGGGAGGGAGAAGAAGAUUGAUGUUGGGUUGAUUUGGAAGUUGGUGCCGCAGCUCUGGACCAACUGUGUCCGCCUGAGGGGUUCUUCUUCCAGAGAAACGGUUGCUUUUGCGCUGGAGCUUGUCACUGCCAUGAUCAACCAUUCUUGCGAGCCGAACGCCUUUGCUUUUUUGGAAAAGGGCGAGAUUCGCGUCCGGUCGUUGAAGAAGAUUGCGGCUGGAGAGGAGAUUACCAUUUGCUAUAUCGAUCCUACGGUUGAUGUCAAGAGUCGGCGGGAGAUUCUGAUGGAUGAGCACUUUUUUGAGUGUGACUGUGCCCGCUGCAAAGACGAGAUCGAGACCCAAAAGCGUAGGGUGGCUGCCGAUGGAAAGACAAGCAUGGCUACUGUCCGUCAAGCCCAGAUAUCCAUGCUCGACCUGAUCAAGAGCGCCGCCGUCACCGCCUGCAAGUACCCCGGUGUCUAUUCCGAUUUUGCGAACCUCACCAUUGUCGAAAGCACAAUGAACACCAUCAUGAAAAACGCCUUUCCCAACUUUGGGUGGGGUGACGAUCUCGACCCUGUCCCCAUGGUGCGCCUUUGCCUUAGCGUCCUCUACCUCGAGCAGGGCAAACCAGCCCCGGCUUUGCGCAACGGCCUCAGGGGGUAUUUUGCUCGUCGCGGAGGCCGGACUGACCCCAAUGCUGUCAAUAUUCUGAUUGACAUUAUUCAUGUGCUCAUCGCGGCGAGCUGUCUACCUCCUGACUCUCCUGUUCUCAAGGACGCGUCGUUUCCCUUGCGGGUGGACAUCAGUAAUGUUAUGUAUUGGUACCUUUAUAAGGCUUGCAAGGAGGCUGGGGAGGUGUUUGGGGAUGAUUGCGAGUAUACCAAGGCGAUUGGGGACUUGUUUGCCAAGAUGAUGGCCAGGUUGCCUGCUGGUGCGAGUAGGCCGCCGGAGGAUGAUUUCAUGGAGGAGCUUGAGGACUCGCUGAGGAGGGUUGUUGAGUGGGCGGGGGUUUGGGUUUAUGAGGGGGCUUAG
Messenger RNA from Podospora bellae-mahoneyi, 1897 nucleotides. RefSeq lists its product as uncharacterized. Gene Ontology annotation, molecular function: protein binding. Lineage: Eukaryota; Fungi; Ascomycota; Sordariomycetes; Sordariales; Podosporaceae. The coding region runs from base 191 to 1897 and encodes 568 amino acids. Gene Ontology annotation, cellular component: nucleus. The record is from RefSeq and is a predicted model, not a curated record. The transcript has 4 exons.